GAAAAUACACUCUAAAGAUUGAUCCGAAACUUUGUGUAGUGAUAAAGUUGCAUUUACGUGAAAGAGAAGCAAUGGAGUAAGGGGUUUCUGAUAAAAAAUCGAAAGUAUGGCAUCAUCAAGCAUGAAGCUUGGAUCUUUGGUUUUUAAGGGACUAGGACAGAAAAGCGGGUUGACCGGCCUGGUACCAGCUGCCCAGCUACACCUCUCAUCUAAAGUUGAGGCUCCAAGGGUUACUUGCACUCUCAUUCCUGGCGAUGGUGUAGGACCGGAACUAAUGGAUUCUGCUAGAGAAGUUCUAUCUUCUAUGGGUGCCCCUGUGGAUUUUGAGGAGAUGUAUCUCUCUGAGAUAAACCAUGGAGCGAGUAAAAGCCUAGAAGACGUAACAGCAUCUGUUCGUAGGAAUGGUGUCUGCUUGAAGGGAGUUAUAACUGUACCUGAAGCAAGCUAUACUGGAGAACUAAUGGGUCUCAACCAAUCCUUUAGAAAUAGUCUGGAUCUGUACGCUAAUGUAGUUAAGGUUCGAUCUCUGCCUGGGAUAAAAUCUCGUCACCAAAAUGUUGAUUGUGUAAUUAUCAGAGAGCAGACUGAAGGUGAAUAUUCUGCUAUAGAACAUGAGUCUGUAAAAGGAGUAGUUGAAUGCUUGAAGGUUGUAACUGCACAUAAAUCCCACAGGAUUGCAAAGUUUGCCUUCGACUACGCUACAAGGCAUGGACGUAAAAAGGUGACAGCAGUUCACAAGGCCAAUAUCAUGAAACUAGGAGAUGGUCUGUUCCUUAGAUGUUGUGAAGAUGUUGCUAAGCUCUAUCCUAAUAUAGAGUUUGAUAAGAUGAUUGUGGACAAUACAACUAUGCAGCUGGUUUCUAAUCCACAGCAGUUUGACGUGAUGGUGAUGCCGAACCUGUACGGUAACAUUAUUGAUAACCUAGCUGUAGGUUUAGUAGGUGGAGCUGGAGUUGUGGGUGGAGCCAGCUAUUCAGCAGAUUUAGCCGUUUUUGAGCCCGGAGCAAAGCACACUUUUGAUAAUGCAGCUGGAAAAAAUAUUGCUAAUCCUACAGCUGCUCUUUUAGCAGCUGCUAAAAUGCUUCAGCAUGUUGGUCUACAGACUCACGGAGAGAAGCUUAAGAAAGGUGUUGAAAAAGUUCUGAAAGCAGGAAAGGUUAAAACCAGAGAUCUUGGAGGAUAUGCUACUACUAAACAGUUUACAGCAGCUGUUAUCAGUUCUAUCAAAUAAUCAACAGAAUAUAUCUUAGCUGUUAUCAGUUAACAAAACAGCGACAGUUAGCUGUGCUUCUCAUUCACAAAAAACAUACAACUCAGCCUUGAACACUGGCUUUCAAAACGAUAUUGAGACUAUUAUGUAGAGUAUUUAUAGACGAAAUAUAUUAAGAUUAUUCAA
This is a messenger RNA of Eurytemora carolleeae, 1396 nucleotides long. Its product is annotated as isocitrate dehydrogenase [NAD] subunit beta, mitochondrial. Gene Ontology annotation, biological process: isocitrate metabolic process; tricarboxylic acid cycle. Lineage: Eukaryota; Metazoa; Arthropoda; Copepoda; Calanoida; Temoridae. Gene Ontology annotation, molecular function: magnesium ion binding; NAD binding; oxidoreductase activity, acting on the CH-OH group of donors, NAD or NADP as acceptor. The transcript is spliced from 15 exons. The record is from RefSeq and is a predicted model, not a curated record. Bases 107 to 1231 code for a protein of 374 amino acids. Gene Ontology annotation, cellular component: mitochondrion.